CUUUCUGUAAGGGGGAAAGGGAGAGACAGCUUUAAAUACCGCUUUUUAUUUUUUUAAUUGUGGAAAAAAAUGUGACAGGUGUUAUUGUUUAAUGGAUUCGUUUUAUAAAUUCUUGUGCCAUGUAUUUAAAGUAAUUUAAAGAUAAUUUAAUAGUAAUGCUUUAUUGAUCAGAAUUGAACUGGCCGUAAAUACUUCCAUUCGACGACCUAGCGUCACUUCUGGUGUGGAUGCAUGCUAACACAUUUUGAAAAUGGCUGAUGAAAAUCAUACACAAAUGCUGAUCCAACAACAGCCACCACCACCACAGCAACAAAAUCAGAUGCAGCAAUCUCAGCUUCAACAGCAACAAAUGCAGCCACAGCAACAAAUGCAACAACAGCCUCAACAGCAAGCUCAGGCAAUGUCAAUGGGUAAUACAAGUGAUCAACAAGCAAGUCAUAUGAAUGUAACAACAUCAGUGCCUAUAAAUGUUGCUACUAUUAAUGUAUCCCAGGCUCAGCAGAUGCAAACCAUGCAACAAAAUGUUAAUACAAGUUCUGGGACUACUGUCCAAAUGGUUCCCCAGCUAACAGCACAGGCACAAACAGUUCAAACGGGAAAUAUGAUGUCUCAAAGCUCAGGGCCUCAUCCGACUAUGAUACAUCCCACGAUGACUAUGGCUCAGUCUCCUCUUCAGCAAGUUCAAGUUAUUCAGCAACCUCUUUCAGCUUCAUAUCUUCAACAUUUGUACCCACAGCAACAGAUGCUUUUUCCAGGUAACCUAACUUUGCAACAUGCUGGCAUGACCACUCCAAUACAGAAUUUAGGUGCUACUCAAGGUUUAAGUCUCCAGCUGCAGGCAAAAACAACUUUGGAUGCUAAAACUUCAGUUGGAGGCCAGGCACUUCAAGCUGUAAACACAUCAAAUAAAGGCAUGGCUGUAAAUGCUGGUACAAUGAUGACUGCAUCCGGUCAAGUUGUAGGAACUACUCCUAAAUCAAAUUUUCCUCAGCAGAUGAUGACAACUCCAGGGAAAUCAACAAUUAUCCACAGUCAAUCUGGAUUUGCACCAGCAAAUGCCAAUCAGACUGUAGUUAUUGGACAGUUAGGAGUACUUCCAAAUCAGCAGUCCAUUUUCAACCAUAAAGCUCUAGCCGAUUCACAGAAAGGAAAAACAUAU
Molecule: messenger RNA, 1159 nt
Organism: Stegodyphus dumicola
Lineage: Eukaryota; Metazoa; Arthropoda; Arachnida; Araneae; Eresidae
Biological process (GO): negative regulation of DNA-templated transcription
Cellular component (GO): nucleus; PRC1 complex
Molecular function (GO): histone binding; zinc ion binding; chromatin binding
Source: RefSeq, a predicted model, not a curated record